AUGUCAACAGAAGUGGAUAAGCACAGGAACUCACUACAGCAUCAUAAAAAAAACACUUACUCUCCCUUAUUCUCUCCAAUUUCUACGUAUAGGUACUAUCCAGAUAAUCGGCCAUUUAGAACACAACUUGAAUCCAGAAGAUCGGCCAGUUCCAGCGGUGUUUAUAAAAGAAGAACCAAUACGACGAGAUUCAAUUACUUGAACGAUCGUCGCGUUUUAUCAAUGGAAGAAGCAAUCAAAGAUACGCCUGAGAGAACUAAUCAUGGUAGCUUUCUAGAAGGGCUGAAGGAUUCCCUUUGGAAUUCAGGGAGAUAUUUGUGGCACACAUUUAUGAAAAAUGAACCUCAUAACGACGAUAGAACCGAACUAGAUACAAAAGGUAACGCUAAUAGUGAAAGUUCCAGAAGCAGUAGUAGGAGUAGUAGUAAUAGUACGCGAUACGGUCUAAGAGAGGAGUCUCCUCUAAAUAUUAGAAAGCAUAAGUUUGAUACAUCAAUAUGGGUAUUACCAAGUAAAAAAAGAAGAAUCGAAUCUGAAGAUAAAAGCGUGCCUUCGAACUCUUCAGGUAGAUCCUCAGCUUAUCAAGAAGGUAGCAGUGAUAGAUAUAAUACUGUAACAUUCUCGAAAGAUCCUUUCGGUUGGAAUAAAUGGAAGACAAGUGCUAUUAGUUCUAGCCCAGACACUAAUAUUUUCGACCAAAAUAGCCAUAGUAGACCACAAUAUGGAACCGCUUUUAUUAGGAGAAAUAAAUUUGUGAAACAAAACAUCAACGAUACUAAACUUGUCUCAAGAGCACAAUCUGAAGAGGUGACGUAUUUACGACAAAUAUUUAACGGCGAAUACACGGUUCCAAAAAUACUAAAGGAUGAAAGAGCAAGACAGCUGAAAUUGAUGGAUAUGGAUAAGGCGAAAGAUGCCGGGCUGAAAAAUUCUAUAAUCGAUUUAACUGAAAAGAUUAAAGCAAUUCUAAUCGAAAAUAACAACAAGAAUAAAUUACAAGCAAAAGAUAAAGAUGAUGAUGAUUUGGUGUUUGUUAAAGAGAAAAAAGUUUCCUCUUUAGAAAAAAAGCAUAAAGACUACCUGAAUCAAAAAAUCAAAUUCGAUAAGUCUAUAUUAAAAUUUGAAAAAGACUUUAAGAAGUAUAAUGAGAUUAUAAAUGAAAGGAAAAAAAUUCAAGAAGAUCUGAAGAAAAAGAAAGAGCAAUUAGUUAAAAAGGAGUUAGUUCCUCAACUAAGCGAAAAAGAUGAUAUUCAAAUCGAAAAGGUUUUGGUAUCAAGAGAGAAUGCUCAGCUAAUGAACAGAGAUAACUUGGAGAUAAGUGUGCGUGAUUUUAAGACUUUAGCGCCCAAAAGAUGGUUAAAUGACACAAUUAUAGAAUUUUUCAUGAAAUACAUCGAAAAAUCGAAUGCUGACACAGUAGCAUUUAAUUCAUUCUUUUAUACUAAUUUGUCAGAAAGAGGAUACCAAGGCGUUCGCAGGUGGAUGAAAAGGAAGAAAACCCAAAUUGACAAACUAGAUAAAAUUUUUACACCAAUAAAUUUAAACCAGUCACAUUGGGCAUUAGGGAUAAUCGAUUUGAAAAAGAAAACCAUAGGCUACGUCGAUUCAUUAUCAAAUGGGCCCAAUGCGAUGAGUUUUGCUAUCUUAACUGAUUUACAAAAAUACGUUAUACAAGAAAGCAAACACUCAAUGGGUGAAGACUUUGAUUUAAUUCAUCUAGAUUGUCCACAACAACCAAAUGGUUAUGACUGUGGUAUUUAUGUUUGUAUGAAUACCUUAUAUGGGAGUGCGGACGCUCCAUUAGACUUUAAUUAUAAUGACGCUAUUAGGAUGAGAAGGUUUAUCGCACAUUUAAUUUUAACAGAUGCUUUGAAAUGA
Saccharomyces eubayanus is the source of this 1878-nucleotide messenger RNA. RefSeq names its product SUMO protease ULP1 (gene ULP1). NCBI's taxonomy places the organism in Eukaryota, Fungi, Ascomycota, Saccharomycetes, Saccharomycetales, Saccharomycetaceae. The coding region runs from base 1 to 1878 and encodes 625 amino acids. Gene Ontology annotation, molecular function: deSUMOylase activity. Gene Ontology annotation, biological process: protein desumoylation. The record is from RefSeq and is a predicted model, not a curated record. The transcript has a single exon. Gene Ontology annotation, cellular component: nucleus.